GACAGCAGGGCUGGAAGUGCAGCGGGGCCGGAGGGGCAGAGCCGGGGAGAAGCAAGGAAGCCGAGGCGCCCGGAGUCCCGCACCGCGCUCCCUCGUUCAGUCAAAGGCAGUUUGGGGUUCGGCGCAAAGCAAGCCAGGGCCGGGCUUUUCCUCGAAAGCGGUCGCCCUGCUCUUGGCUCCCGAGGACAAAGGGCACGGGAGGAUUUGCACGCUGGGGGCGCUGGGGCCGGCCAUGGUCAUGGAGGUGGGCUCCCUGGACGCCGGCGGCCUGCGGACGCUGCUGCGGGAGCGCGCGGCGCAGUGCCUGCUGCUGGACUGCCGCUCCUUCUUCGCCUUCAACGCCGGCCACAUCGCCGGCUCGGUCAACGUGCGCUUCAGCACCAUCGUGCGGCGCCGCGCCAAGGGCGCCAUGGGCCUGGAGCACAUCGUGCCCAACGCCGAGCUGCGCGGCCGCCUGCUGGCCGGCGCCUACCACGCCGUGGUGCUGCUGGACGAGCGCAGCGCCUCCCUGGACGGCGCCAAGCGCGACGGCACCCUGGCCCUGGCCGCCGGCGCGCUCUGCCGCGAGGCACGGGCCGCGCACGUCUUCUUCCUCAAAGGAGGAUAUGAAGCUUUUUCAGCUUCCUGCCCGGAGCUGUGCAGCAAACAGUCGACCCCCAUGGGGCUCAGCCUUCCCCUGAGUACCAGCGUCCCUGACAGCGCGGAAUCAGGGUGCAGUUCCUGUAGCACCCCACUCUAUGACCAGGGUGGCCCAGUGGAGAUCCUGCCCUUUCUGUACCUGGGCAGUGCAUACCAUGCUUCCCGGAAGGACAUGCUGGAUGCCUUGGGCAUCACUGCCUUGAUCAACGUCUCAGCCAACUGCCCCAACCAUUUCGAGAGUCACUACCAGUACAAGAGCAUCCCGGUGGAGGACAACCACAAGGCGGACAUCAGCUCCUGGUUCAACGAGGCGAUCGAUUUCAUAGACUCCAUCAAGAAUGCCGGAGGAAGGGUGUUUGUCCACUGCCAGGCGGGCAUUUCCCGGUCUGCCACCAUCUGCCUCGCCUACCUCAUGAGGACUAACCGAGUGAAGCUGGACGAGGCCUUUGAGUUUGUGAAGCAGAGGAGAAGCAUCAUCUCCCCCAACUUCAGCUUCAUGGGCCAGCUGCUGCAGUUCGAGUCCCAGGUCCUGGCCCCGCACUGCUCGGCCGAGGCCGGGAGCCCUGCCAUGGCCGUGCUCGACCGCAGCUCCUCCACCACCACCGUCUUCAACUUCCCCGUCUCCAUCCCCGUCCACUCCGCCAACAGUGCGCUGAGCUACCUUCAGAGCCCCAUUACGACCUCUCCCAGCUGCUGAGGCCGCGGGAGGCGAUCCGCACAGCCCACCGGACUCCAGGCUCCUUGAGGAGAAACGCACUGACUCCGGGGAGGGGGCUCGUGAGGGCCGGUCCUUAUUUAUUUAAUUUCACCUGAGUUCCGCUGGGUUCCCAGGCAGUCACAGUGAUGACUUAGCGUCGAGACAUUUGCUGGACUCAGCACGUUCGGGACCAAUAUAUAGUGGGUACAUGCAGUCCCUCUGACAAAAAGGGGCACAAGAGAAAGGACUCUUUGUGAGCCGGUUUCUUUUUGCUCGCCCCCCGUUUUUCGUAGGAACUCUUCAUGCUUGACAUACCUACCAGUGUUACCAUUCCCGGCGACAUAUAUGUGUGAGAAUUUACCUUAUUUAUUUUUGUGGAGGUGGUCUGCCUUCACAAGCGUCAGUGUCUACUCCUAGAAGAACCAAAUACCUCAAUUUUUGUGUUUGAGUACUGUAAUAUCCUGUAAAUAGAUCCCGAACAGGUUUGUUUUCAGCACUGAUGGAAAGCACCAGUGUUGGGUUUUUUUUUAGUUGCCAACAGUUGUAUAUUUGCUGAUUAUUUAUGACCUGAAAUAAUAUAUUUCUUCUUCUAAGAAGACAUUUUGUUAUACAAGGAUAACUUUUUUAUACUACAGAAUAAAUUAUGACAUUUCUAUUGA
Messenger RNA from Equus quagga, 1995 nucleotides. RefSeq names its product dual specificity phosphatase 1 (gene DUSP1). The record is from RefSeq and is a predicted model, not a curated record. Bases 233 to 1336 code for a protein of 367 amino acids. Gene Ontology annotation, cellular component: nucleus; cytoplasm. Lineage: Eukaryota; Metazoa; Chordata; Mammalia; Perissodactyla; Equidae. Gene Ontology annotation, biological process: negative regulation of p38MAPK cascade; protein dephosphorylation; endoderm formation. Gene Ontology annotation, molecular function: protein tyrosine/threonine phosphatase activity; MAP kinase tyrosine/serine/threonine phosphatase activity. The transcript is spliced from 4 exons.